This is a messenger RNA of Rhinichthys klamathensis goyatoka, 1678 nucleotides long. It is a transcript of the gene tti2, whose product is annotated as TELO2 interacting protein 2. The coding region runs from base 103 to 1587 and encodes 494 amino acids. The record is from RefSeq and is a predicted model, not a curated record. Gene Ontology annotation, cellular component: nucleoplasm; cytosol; centrosome. NCBI's taxonomy places the organism in Eukaryota, Metazoa, Chordata, Actinopteri, Cypriniformes, Leuciscidae. The transcript has 7 exons.
CAUGCUAGGGGUUUUAAGAAGACUGUUAUAGAAAUCAGUGGUCUUGAGCUACUAUUUGUCAUAUGAUCUUCAUACGGUCUCAGAUAGAUUUUAAACAACGCAAUGGAUGUGGCACACGUACUUCAGGAGAUGAAAAUCGGAGACAAAGGUUCCUGCUCUGUUCUUGCUGCUUUGAGUCACAUUCGUGAGCAUUUCGAGGUGGAAGAUGCACAUGAGAAUCGCGCGCGCAUCUUGGAAGACACAGCAGAGCUGCUCGCAAACGCUCCUCUUUCCUGGCUCUUUCCUGGAGGGAACACUGAUUUACGAGGCCAGUAUUUGGGCUUAGUGAACUCAUUUACCCGUUACGCUGCCCUGCCAGUAUGUGACACAGACAGCGGCACUUUACCUGCUAAGAAUUACGAGGACAUACCGGCCAAAGCUCAGGCUGUUAGUACAGUGCUUCUUGCGUUGUCUCUGCAGAUUCAGAAUGCACUGGAGGAUCAAAACAGUCCAGCUAUCAUGUCUCUAGUUCGCACACUAGCGCCCACCUACUGUAUAUUCUCCAUUACACACUUGCAGGAGCAGCCUUGGACCAGUGCAGCCUCCAGAAAAAGAGCUCUGGAACUCUUAACAUCAGUAGUGGAAUUGACAGGCAGCAGGUCAGUGCAAGAGCUGCUGUCUGGAAAACUUGAUGAGGACCAGAAAGGAGUUCUGGGGCCAGUUCUUGACACACUGCAGCUAGAAUUAACCAAGGAGAGCUGGAAGCGUAACCAGGCAGUGAAGCAUGUGUUCUCCUGGGUGCUGUUUCAGGUUGGACGUCCCUGUUUAACGCAGUAUUUGGAGAAGGUGUUUCCGCCAUCUUUGCUUAUAUCUGAUGAUUAUCACACAGAAAACAAAGUAUUGGGUGUGCACUGCCUGCAUCACAUUGUUCUCAAUGUGCCUGGUGCUGAUCUGAGGCAGUUCAACAGAGCUCAGGUGCUCUAUCAUGCUGUAUUCAAUCACUUACACACAUCUGAGGCCACACUUAUACAGGUUGUGCUGCCCUGCCUUAUAGACUUGCUGUCAGUCCUUGAGAAACCUCCAGCCCUUGCAGGUACACGGCGUAAACAAAAUCGAUUUGACAAUAUGCUCCGGCACGUGUUGACAUACAUGGAAAUGGAGCACAAGCUUGACCUUCGUCGUGUAUAUGCCAGAAAUCUUGUCUUACUGAUUGAAAGGAUGGGUAUAGUAAUUAUUCGUCACAUGAAAAGGCUGGAGAGGGUGAUUGUUGGCUAUUUGGAAGUCUCGGAUGCUCCAGAGGAGAAAUGCAGACUGAAUAUCCUGGAGGCUCUGCAAAAGACUCUACAGAUUGCUUGGCCAUGUAUGGAGAAGAGGAUGGGUUUGCUAACUCAGAGUCUUCUGAGGUUUCUGGUUGACGUCUCAUCAGACUCAUUACCCACUCAGCUGAAAGAGCACCUCAUGACCGAAGCAUCCCAAUGUUUACUGCUGCUCAACCACUGCUCAAAGGGAAAACUACAGACUCUUCUGAGAGAGAUAGACAGCAGUUGUGUCCCUGAUGCUGUGUUGAUGUGUAUUCAGAAAGUAACUGCAGCACCACUGUGUCAAUAAGCUGUAAGCUGGCAAUAAUACUUGCCCCUUUUCCCAUUUAUGGAGGUGAAGUUAGCGGAGUAAAAUCUGUAAUAAAAAAUACUGUAAUACA